Choloepus didactylus (southern two-toed sloth) is the source of this 1896-nucleotide messenger RNA. RefSeq names its product gap junction protein beta 3 (gene GJB3). The record is from RefSeq and is a predicted model, not a curated record. The coding region runs from base 389 to 1201 and encodes 270 amino acids. Gene Ontology annotation, cellular component: connexin complex. Gene Ontology annotation, biological process: cell communication. The transcript has 2 exons. Lineage: Eukaryota; Metazoa; Chordata; Mammalia; Pilosa; Megalonychidae.
UCACGCCCCUAAUCUCAUUGGAGCCUUUGCAGUAGCCCUGCCCAUGGGCCAAUUCCCCCACUUCACAAAUGAAGUAACCGAGGCUCACAGGCGAGAAGAGCCCCUCUGAAGUAGGUGCUGGGAAAGGGUGGCAGCUGCAGGACUGGAACCCGGACCCUCCGCGGUAGGGGCCCGCUCCCCCGCCACUCCCCCGGCUUCUCCCAAGAACUCCCCCUUCCACGCCGCCCGCGGGGUGCGCUCGCCGCCGCGCGCGCGCCUCGCUGACUUCCCGAGCCCGGGCUCGCUCUUACCUCACUUCUGCUGAGAGCCUGGGGCACGCGGGGUCCCGGACCCGCCCUGGCCGCGGUGCUGCGGGUGGACACAGCCCCCAGCCCCCCCACUGGGCACCAUGGACUGGAAGACCCUCCAGGGGCUCCUGAGUGGCGUGAACAAGUACUCCACAGCGUUCGGGCGCAUCUGGCUGUCAGUAGUGUUUGUCUUCCGGGUGCUGGUGUAUGUGGUGGCGGCAGAACACGUGUGGGGGGACGAGCAAAAGGACUUUGACUGUAACACCAAGCAGCCAGGCUGCACCAACGUCUGCUACGACCACUUCUUUCCCAUCUCCAACAUCCGCCUCUGGGCCCUGCAGCUCAUCUUCGUCACGUGCCCCUCGCUGCUGGUCAUCCUGCAUGUGGCCUACCGCGAGGAGCGUGAGCGGAGGCAUCGCCAAAAGCACGGUGACCAGUGUGCCAAGCUGUACGAUGACACAGGCAAGAAGCACGGCGGCCUGUGGUGGACCUACCUGUUCAGCCUCAUCUUCAAGCUCAUCAUGGAGUUCCUCUUCCUCUUCGUGCUGCACACUCUCUGGCAUGGCUUUGGCAUGCCGCGCCUGGUGCAGUGUGCCAGUGUGGAGCCCUGCCCCAACACCGUGGACUGCUACAUCGCCCGGCCCACAGAGAAGAUGGUCUUCACUUACUUCAUGGUGGGCGCCUCAGUCAUCUGCAUCAUGCUCACUGUCUGCGAGAUCUGCUACCUCAUCUUCCACAGGAUCCUGCAGGGCAUGCACAAGAAUAGACCCCCAAGGGCCCGGGGACCCUCAUCCUCUGCCAGCCGGGCCUCCACCUGCCGCUGCCACCACAAGUUGGUGGAGGCUGGGGAGCCAAGCCCUGACCCAGGUGAUGACAAGCUACAGGCUUCAGCACCCAACCUGACCCCCAUCUGACUGCGGGCUGGGGGCGAGGCUGGGGCUGCUGCUAGGGACAAGCAUGAGGAUAUUGCAAAGGUGGAGGGGUCCUAUAGAGACUGGGUGAUACCCCCCGAGAAUUCACUAAGCUAUCCAACAGUGCUGGGCACUGUGCCUUCUAUAUGCAAAUAGGCCAAGUGCCAGCCCUCAGGGGAUACAAACAUUUAAAGACACUUAAAGAAGCGAAUUAACUAAAUGUGUGCAAGGGGAGGCUUAGGGGGCUCGUAGCAGGGGCUUCUACCUAAUCCAGGAGGGGUGAUCAGGCAAGGCUUCCCUGAGGAAAUAAUGUUUAAGGGAGAUGAGAGGUGUUUUCAGGCAGAGAGAACAGCAGGUGCAGAGUGCUGGAAGCCACAGAAACACAAAGGGAGUCUUCAUUUCUCAAGAGAAGCAAGGUCUGGAGGCCUGAGAGUGAGCUUGGGAAGAGAAGGAGGUUCUGAUGAAGACAAUCCCUGCUCCAAACACCCAGGGAACCUCUGGGUCACCAGUACCCUCAGGGGAAACCUUUCCCCUCCCCUCAAGCCCUCUUCCCCAGCUUCAGGCAGCUUUGCUUCCAUCUUCCUCCCUGCAAAUGUGCUAAAUCUGGUGCCAAACCUUUCAGACCCUUCUCCCAGGGACGCAGGGUGGAUGAGCUCCUAGGAACAUCCCCAAGGCAGUUGCCUUGAAAUCAAUAAAGG